AUGACAGAUACAAGUAAAGAACAACCCAAGGCAACCACAACCAUUGAUGAGGACAUAGAAAAUCUAUCACAUGAAGACUUACUCGAAAUAACUUCAAGUAGCAUUAAGAGACUUAUCGCUUCAGAUCCGCUCUUCUCUGAUUUACCAGUCGAUGUUACCCCAGAAGAGGUACUAGCUCAGAUUGCAGUAAUUCAAGGACAAAGCAUCACAGUAACAGUUUUAAGGUAUUCUGAGAGCCCCUUAAGUGUUGUGAUCCCCCAACAAAAGACGACUGUGCUUGACCUAAAGAAAUCCAUUAAAAGACACUUCACAUUAAAGCAGCAACGGCAAAGAAGCAAAACGAAAAUCAGUUGGAAGUACGUGUGGAAAACUUAUUGGUUGCAAAACAUCGCGAACGGAAAGAUUCUGAAAAAUGAUGGAGAGCUCGUUAGUAAUUAUGGUAUAGUUAACAGGUAA
Messenger RNA from Anthonomus grandis grandis, 456 nucleotides. RefSeq names its product U11/U12 small nuclear ribonucleoprotein 25 kDa protein-like. Gene Ontology annotation, cellular component: U12-type spliceosomal complex. The record is from RefSeq and is a predicted model, not a curated record. Gene Ontology annotation, biological process: mRNA splicing, via spliceosome. The coding region runs from base 1 to 456 and encodes 151 amino acids. Lineage: Eukaryota; Metazoa; Arthropoda; Insecta; Coleoptera; Curculionidae. The transcript has 3 exons.